CAUGUGUGUAUUUACAUACUGUAUAUAAAUUGUUUGAAUUUUGAAUGAGAGUGGAUGGCGGACUUACGCCAAACUUUAUCGCGCAACAGUACAUUAAGUUGAUGUCAUUUUUUUGUGUCGUUGUUAUUGUAUAUAAAUUUUCGCAAUGCAAAACAUUGCAGUUUAGGAAUUUUAUAUCGCGCGAUUAAAUGCCAAUUGUGUUGUACGUGAGAACGUCCCUUUUUAACCUCUCAAUGAAUAUGUACAUUACGAUAUUAUUGUAAGAAAAUAUUUUUAUACGCACACACAACGUGUAUAUUUGCCUGAUUGUUUGGUCGUGCUAAUUAUUUAAUUAAUGUCAAUAAAGUGGAUGUGUACAAAGAAAAAUUGUUUCAAACUUACAAAGUACUCCAGUGAGAGACAUUAUGUAAACUUUGUUUGUUUAAAAAUUGUAACACAGUCUCGUAAUAAGAGUGCAAAACGAUGAUGCUCGGUCAAAAGAGCACCCAGUCUUCUAUUGUAGGAUUUCUAUCAAAGGCAGCAAAUAAGAACAACAACUCUUUGCAAUCCAGCACACCAAAAUCAACGAAUGAAGAGUUGGAUUUAAAGGAUGACCCAUUGAAGGAUUCAUGUUUCAGUAAACAAGAAAAAACACCUAAAGAUCUGAGUAAUAUAGAUUCAAUAAUAGAUCUUGAUAAUAUAGAUACUUCAGACUCAGGCCUACUUCAGACAAGUCCUGUCAAAAAGCAAUCGUAUGUAAUUUACAACAAAGAACCGUAUUACAUUGAAAGUUCAAUGGAAGAGAAAGAGAGUAUCAAUGAAUUCAGUUCUUUGGAGAAGAAUACCGAAUCUUUGCUACUCUUGGAAAGUCCGAGCAAGAGUAACAACGAAUUUGCAAAACCAUCUCUCAUUCCUGAAUCUUCUGACAGUGAAGAAGAUAGAAAAAACGUUAGAAGGUUCUUGCGAUUAAAUCGAAAACCGAAUGAAACAAUGGCGAAAGAUGAAGAAAAGCAGACUAUUGUAUCAAAAACUGGUUACACCUCGGAAUGCAAUAGUGAAUAUUUGCCUUCUAGCAGUGAAACAGUUUUAGACAGAAGGGAGGAAAAUGUCAAGGAGCAUCUAAGAACUCCUAAGAAACACAUUAGUAAUAAACAACGGAGAAAAGAUAUUAUUUCUGAUUCUGACACUGACAGCCCUCGGUCAAAAUGCAGUAGCAAGGAAUCGCCGAGAAAAAAAUGGGUAGGCCCGGAUCCUAAAGUGAACUUGAAAGAUUUAGGUUUGAACAAGAAAUUAGGUUUAUGGAUUGAGUCCACACGAAAGAAACCAGUAAUGUCUUUGAUACCUACUACAAAAGAUAAACUGUCAGAAAGGCGUGACAAUUUGAAAGAUCUUCAAAUUGAAAUUCUUGAUAAGUUCUGCAACGCAUUUGAGAUGAUUCCCAUACCGAUAUUGGAAAAAUUUCCGAAAUUCGAUUUGGACACUUACACGAAGCUGCAAGAUCUCAAUCGACAUGUGAAAGCUAAGUUACGUUUGGUGCAAACAAAAUUGUCAAAGUUACAAAAUGAGGAUGAAAUCUCUACAUCUGAAUCUGUAAAAACUCCUGGAUCUACAUCCAAGUCAGCCGAGAUAUCGUCUUCACCUGUGCUUGAAAGUCACGUUAUAAGUGAAAAUUUCAACAAAUCAAGUCCCUCGAUAUCGAAAAAGCUAGAUUUCUAUCAAGAUUCUCCAAAUAAGUCGUAUGUACAGGAAUAUAAUAGUAACAUGGAAUCAGGGUCGACGCCGAAGUCUCACGAGAAUGCAGUUACGAAUAAAAAGAGUACUUUUCAAUUGAAAAGACCAGUCAAGACGGUAUUGGGUACUGAGAUUUCUAAAACAAUAGCAGAAAUGUGGGAGAAAGAACAGCUGUCUAAGUCAGUGAAUUCACCAACGGAUUCGAGCGUCGUUUCUGUAAAAGAUAAUACAUUCAAUGGAAGUGUCAUUACAUCACCAAAAAAUGAAAAUAAUACACAUAUGCAAAGAAGCAUCAGGGACAGUCCAGAUAACUGGAUUAAGAGUAAUACAUUUCAGAAUACUUGUCAGACAUUUUCUACGAAAUCUGAAACGCUACCGGAAGAUCCAGAAGAAUUUCCAGCGUUGGGAGAAGAUUGUAAUAUAGAGGACAAUUUUAAUUUAGACUGGUGUAAUGAAUCUCCUCCGCAAAACAAGAAAAAUGAUAACAAGGGAAAGUCGAAAAUGGAAAAACCUGUGGAGUUCGGGACAUUCACUGGAAAUUACAAAAAUGACGGCAUCAGUGGAGAAUUCGAUAGUAUGACGUAUCCACAUUCGCAAGAAAUGUUAAAGAUAUUUCGACAAAAAUUUGGUUUAUAUACAUUUAGGCCAAAUCAGUUGCAAGCUAUCAAUGCAACGCUUUUGGGAUUUGAUUGUUUCAUUUUGAUGCCGACCGGAGGCGGGAAAUCUCUUUGUUAUCAAUUACCCGCGCUAUUGAGUGCCGGAGUAACAAUUGUUGUGUCUCCAUUGAAGAGUCUUAUUUUAGACCAAGUUCAAAAACUCAUUUCACUCGAUAUUCCUGCCGCUCAUUUAUCCGGUUCUUUGACAGACAAUCAAGCAGAAGCGGUGUACAGGGAACUCUACAAAAAAGAACCAGUUCUCAAGAUAUUGUACGUCACGCCGGAAAAAGUUUCCGCCUCGCAGAAAUUCUGUAGCACUUUGACAACAUUGUACGAAAGAGGAUUGCUGGCGAGAUUUGUCAUUGACGAAGUGCACUGUGUCAGUCAAUGGGGCCACGACUUCAGGCCUGAUUACAAGAAACUGAAGUGUCUGAGGGAAAAUUAUCCGAAAGUGCCAACAAUGGCUCUAACUGCGACGGCUACACCGCGUGUGAGAACAGAUAUUUUGCACCAGUUAGGUCUGACUAAUCCCAAAUGGUUUAUGUCGAGUUUUAACAGACCCAACUUGAGAUACAGCAUAAUAUCGAAGAAGGGGAAAAAUUGUUCCGACGAGGUAGUUGCUAUGAUACUGACGAAGUUCAGAAACACUUGCGGCAUCGUGUAUUGCCUGUCGCGCAAGGACUGCGACGAUUACGCCGCGCAAAUGAAAAAGAACGGUAUCAAAGCAUUAAGUUAUCACGCGGGACUCACGGAUAAUCAGAGAAGCCAGUGUCAAGGAAGAUGGAUAUCCGAUCAGAUACACGUUAUAUGCGCGACUAUCGCCUUCGGAAUGGGCAUUGAUAAACCGAAUGUGCGUUUCGUGAUACACGCGUCUUUGCCGAAGUCCAUAGAAGGAUAUUACCAGGAGAGCGGUCGCGCUGGUCGUGACGGCGAGAUAGCGGAAUGCAUUUUGUUUUACAAUUACACGGAUAUGCACAGGAUUCGCAAAAUGAUCGAAUUGGACAAUCCGAAUCCACAAGUGAUUAGCACGCACAUGGACAAUUUGUUUAAAAUGGUGGCGUUCGCGGAAAAUACCACGGAUUGUCGCAGGUCGCAGCAACUCAAUUAUUUCGGGGAAUUAUUCGACAGGCAACAAUGCAUCUCAAAUAAGGCAACCGCAUGCGACAAUUGCCGAAGCAAGGAGGAAAUUACGAUGAUCGACGCGACCGGAGACGCGAGAGAAAUUUUGAAAGCUGUGCGAGAUAUCAUCAACAAGAAGAAUUGCAAUCUCACGUUGGUGUUUUUAACGGACAUUUUCAAGGGCAGUGAUCUCAAGAAAAUCAGAGAGUCAGGUCUUAAAAGUCAUCCUUUGUAUGGUCGCGGAAAAACGUGGAAUAGAUGCGACAUAGAACGUCUUUUACAUCACAUGAUACUGGAAGAAUAUUUGCAAGAAACCAUGUACAUUAACAAUGAGAUCACUUGCGCGUAUGUGAAAAUCGGACGAAAAGCGAGUGAACUUAUGACGAGGAAAGACGUGAAGGUACAGAUCCCAAUAAGAAAAUCGAACAAAUCUACAAGUGGCGUGGCCACAGUUUCAACGGUGAAUUCGAAGGAGGUUGAUAACAAUAUUAAGGAAUUGCACGAUCGUUGCUACGCCGAGUUGAUGACGAUAAUAAGAGAAAUUGCCGACACGCUGGACGUCUCGGCUUCCUCUAUCAUGAACAUGGUGGCCAUUCGUGUCAUGAGCCAGCGUUUACCGGAUACCGAGGAAGCUAUGUUGCAAGUGCCACACGUCACGAAAGCUAACUUUGUUAAAUACGGCAGGGCUCUCUUGAACAUCACGCAGAAAUACGCAGCGGAGAAAAUUGUAUUGUUAAAUGAGCUCAAAGAAGAACAGAAUAAUAUUAGUGAUGACGAUAAUGAUUGUUGGGACGAUGACAACUCUAGUACCUAUAGUGGAAGUACUAGUAACCGUCGCGGCAGGAAACGAAAGUAUGGUAACAAUUCCACCACCACCGCUACCAAAAGAUAUAAACGAGGCGGUUCAAGCGCGCGGAGGGGAAAAGGUUCGAGAGGCGCGUCAAAAGCUUCAUCGAGAGGUUCUUCGAAAAGUUCAACGGCCACGAGACAAAACGCGAGCACAAAGAAAGUGAUAGGACUCGCAAGUUUCAGCCAAACGAAGCAAUAUCUCUCGAAUCCCAAUAGAUACAUGAACAUUAAUUAAACGAUUUUUUUUAAUCUCUAUAAAUUAUUCUCCGAGGUUUCUUUUCGCGCGCGCGGUGAUGUACGCGUCUUCAUGUACGAAUUUCACAGUGUUCAAAAUGUUCUACGUGCUGUUUUCCUACAGAAUAGAAUGUUCGGUAUCUUUUUGUUUUUAAUAACUCUAGCAAAAAAAAAAAAAAA
Messenger RNA from Pseudomyrmex gracilis, 4748 nucleotides. It is a transcript of the gene Blm, whose product is annotated as Bloom syndrome protein homolog. The coding region runs from base 463 to 4569 and encodes 1368 amino acids. The transcript has 15 exons. NCBI's taxonomy places the organism in Eukaryota, Metazoa, Arthropoda, Insecta, Hymenoptera, Formicidae. Gene Ontology annotation, biological process: double-strand break repair via homologous recombination; DNA replication. The record is from RefSeq and is a predicted model, not a curated record. Gene Ontology annotation, cellular component: nucleus; chromosome; cytoplasm. Gene Ontology annotation, molecular function: four-way junction helicase activity; 3'-5' DNA helicase activity; ATP binding.